This is a messenger RNA of Candida tropicalis MYA-3404, 720 nucleotides long. RefSeq lists its product as uncharacterized. NCBI's taxonomy places the organism in Eukaryota, Fungi, Ascomycota, Pichiomycetes, Serinales, Debaryomycetaceae. The transcript has a single exon. The record is from RefSeq and is a predicted model, not a curated record. The coding region runs from base 1 to 720 and encodes 239 amino acids.
AUGAUGAUGUUGGCACAGGAACCGCAGUAUCAACAACCGCAACAGCAACAUCCAGUAGUCCCACCGUCAACGAUGCAACCACAACUGAUACCACAGAAUUCAAGGAAGUCAAAACCCAAGAAGAAGAACUCGCAGUCUCGAUAUAACAACGACGAUGUCCGUACACUUCCAAGUGGGGCACCGGUUGAUUUUGGACACGGCAGUAGUAAUAGUUACAAGAGAGACAGGGACAGGGAGAGAAACAGGGAUAAAGACAGAGAGAGAAACAGGGAUAAAAAUAGACUAACUGCAGCACCAAGUUUGCCAGACGGCUCGAAGCCAAAUUUCCAGCCAUUCAAGUCUAACAAGUCCUCCUCGUCUGGAUCAUCGUCUGCGUCUCUGAACUCAUCCAAGCCGUCCAGAAAGUCAAACAAUAGCAACAACAGCAAUAACAACAACAGCAACAAGAACAGUGAUUAUUCGUUGCCAGAUGGCAGAAAGCCAAACUUCUACAAUGACAAGUCGUACUCGAAUUUCAAGACUCACUACAACAACCCAAACACCAAGGCUAUCAAGGAGAAGAGAGUUGACGAUAACAGUUAUGCUGGGUCUUCAUUUCAUUCGUCACCUGAUGCGUUCAACUUGCCUAAACCUUCAUUCAAGUCAAGCAACGGAUCACCUCGACAACCAGUUGUGUUGAGAGAGCCCCGUGUUCAGCCUCAACCAGGUUUUUUUGAUUAA